CGUCCGGUCCCUCCGGCAAACACAUGACCAGCCAGGCCUGAGAGCAGCACAGAUCCGCCGCGCUUGCCAUCAUGAUCCGGACUCGGAUUCUUUCACUCGUUGCUUUGGUUUUCUUUGCCUUCUGUUUUGUAAUAGCGGCUGGUCAGACGACGAGUCCAGAAACAAACUGCUCUGUAAGAUCCAACACAACUUGUGAAGAAUGUCUGAAGAUUGUUUCAUGCUUGUGGUGCAUCUCAAGCCAGAAAUGCAUUGACUAUCCGGUGAAAAGCAUUUUGCCCGCUCACAGUGUUUGUCCGCUCUCAGAAGCACGAUGGGGAGUGUGCUGGAUGAAUUUUCAGACUCUCAUCAUUACCAUCUCUGUGAUCGCGGGGGUCAUCAUCAUCGCCAUAUUUGUCUGCUGCUUCUGCUGCUGUAAAUGUGAAAACAUCGGGUCUAAAAGGAGUGAGGAGCGAAUGGAGAGACAAGCUCACCUGAGAAAGUUCCGCCAAGAGGAGAGGAAAGCAGAGAUGAGGCAGAGACAUGAAGAAAUGCGAUUGAAAUACGGUUUGAAAGCGGAUAACCCAUACUCUAGAUUUGAGAACAGCUAGGAAGCUUGUGACGCUCCGCUGUUGUCUUUUCUUUUACCUCGCUCCUAUUGUAAAAAUGAACAUGCACACACAGCACUCCAUUUUUCUUUGAGUUUGAAAGACGCGCUAUACUAGUUAGCAGCUGGCCACGCAAAUAUACUUUGCCUUUCGCUUGAAAUUUAAAUGUAACACCUGGAUAUUCAAUGAAUCUUCAAGCAAACCACAUUUAGAUGCAUUCAUGAAGCCUUGUAAAUAUAGUACGUUGAUGAUCCGAACAAGCUUCGACCAAGUUAAGUAAAACACACUGAUAUUUGAGACUUCAUUGGACUUUGCCUGUUUCUGGCUAAGUUGCACGGCAGUGAAAUAAUUUUUUGUUUUUAACCUCUGCAAAUUUUUAGCUGUGUAGCUUUUUACUCAAAAUAAACUAGGCAUAAAUAUAAAAAUGUGCUUUUGUAAAUUCCUACAGUUUUCAGAUUGACAGAUUGAUUUGUGUCUGCCUUCGCUAGUUAAACAAAUUACACUGAAAUUUUAAUCUGUCGCAAUUUUUUUUUCAUGUUUUGAUUAAGAGCUUAUUGUAUUUGCCAAAGGGUUGAUCGGUGCAAUUUACAGAAGUCAAAUAAACUGUGAGAGAGAUAUCAAUAAAAGUGAAUGUUGUA
This is a messenger RNA of Puntigrus tetrazona (Sumatra barb), 1222 nucleotides long. RefSeq names its product PTTG1 interacting protein b (gene pttg1ipb). Gene Ontology annotation, biological process: protein import into nucleus. Gene Ontology annotation, cellular component: cytoplasm; nucleus. The coding region runs from base 72 to 587 and encodes 171 amino acids. The transcript is spliced from 7 exons. Lineage: Eukaryota; Metazoa; Chordata; Actinopteri; Cypriniformes; Cyprinidae. The record is from RefSeq and is a predicted model, not a curated record.